AUGAUGGAGAAAGAAACGAGACCAGCGAUUGAGGAUGUGGAAGGCCUAUCAAGACAACCCUCUUCAACAAAAGACCAUGAAGGCCAACACAAGACUACUGAUGCAAGUCACAAAAGUGAAGCCGAAGCGGAUGUUGAAAGUCAAAGAAACAACAGUCUUCAYCAAACACGCUCCCACAUGUCCACCCAUGAUGCCACUCCGGUACAUGAUCAAGGUUAUGAAGUAGGAGAGGAAGUCUAUGACAAGUUCACGCCGAAGAGGAAGAUUAUGAUUGUCUCGAUUCUGAGCUUUUGUUCCUUUCUGGCACCAAUGUCUUCGACGAGCAUUCUCGCGGCUGCUCCUGAGGUCGUCAGCACAUUCAACACCAGUGCUACACUUUUCAACAUCAGUAACGCUCUGUACAUGCUAUUCAUGGGUCUGUCGCCGUUGUUCUGGGGCCCAAUCGGUCAAGCAUUCGGGAGAAAGAGGCCUCUCAUUUGUGCAGCCAUCACCUUUACAGCAUUCAGCGUGGGCUCGGCUUUAGCCCCCAACAUCGCCGCAUACUUUGUCUUUCGCAUGCUCACGGCCUUUCAAGGAACCGUCUUCUUGAUUAUUGGUGGGACUGCUAUAGGUGAUAUUUACAAACCCAGAGAGCGAGGAACUGCUUAUGCGUGGUUUAUGAGCGGAACGUUGGUAGGUCCAGCACUAGGCCCCAUGAUAGGAGGAGUAAUAGUCACAUAUGCCAGCUGGCGAGACAUUUUCUGGCUCCAAACAGCACUCGCAGGCUUCGCUUCCAUGGCAUGCAUGUUCCUCCUCCCGGAAACAAUCCACAGCAAAAAAUCCAUCGAACUCAUCGGCCUCUCCAAACCCGCCCAAGCAAAAAAACUUAUCAAAUGGAUCAAUCCCGCCCGCGUGGUAUUCCUCCUACGAUACCCAAAUCUCAUCCUAGUCGGACUCGCCAGCUCUUCUCUGGUAUGGAAUAUGUACAGUCUCCUCACCCCAAUCAGAUACGUCCUAAACCCACGCUUCGGACUCGAAACCCCCCUCCAAUCAGGUCUCUUCUACCUCGCCCCCGGAGUAGGAUAUCUCACGGGAACAUUUUUCGGCGGCCGCUGGUCCGAUUAUUAUGUUAGGAAAUACACCAAGAUUCGAGGUCAGAGGAUUCCAGAAGAUYGUCUCAAAGCUACUUUACCGGCCAUGGGGAUUGUUAUCCCGGCUUGUAUGGUUAUUUAUGGAUGGUCGAUUGAGAAGCGAGUCGGAGGGAUUCCUUUACCGGUUAUUGCGAUGAUUUUUCAGGGUGUUGCGCAGUUGUUUUGUUUUCCUAGUUUGAAUAGUUAUUGUCUGGAUGUCAUGCAGAGUCGAGCUUCGGAGGUUGUGGGGUUGAAUUAUUUUGUGCGGUAUCUUUUUGGUGCUCUUGGAAGUGCGCUUGUGUUGCCAAUCAUUGCUGCCAUUGGAGUCGGCUGGUUCAGCACCAUUUCGGCGCUGUUUGUGUUUUUGGGAGCUGUGGGUACCUGGAUGGUUUCUGUAUAUGGGAGACAGUGGAGAGAUGCGAUUGAUCAAGGCGUGGAACCCGAGAAUUGA
Ramularia collo-cygni is the source of this 1560-nucleotide messenger RNA. RefSeq names its product related to dityrosine transporter. The record is from RefSeq and is a predicted model, not a curated record. Gene Ontology annotation, molecular function: transmembrane transporter activity. Lineage: Eukaryota; Fungi; Ascomycota; Dothideomycetes; Mycosphaerellales; Mycosphaerellaceae. The transcript is spliced from 5 exons. Gene Ontology annotation, biological process: transmembrane transport. Bases 1 to 1560 code for a protein of 519 amino acids.